GAUUCUUGAGGCUACCACGGCCAUAACAGCAAAUCCUUCCCUUUCAAAAAGGCCACUCAAAGUAUUGCAAGAUCCAAUAGACUAGAGCUCUGCAAUAAUGUCGACACUCUCCGCGGCACAAGGGCCGGCCCCUUCGCCCACGUCGUCGCCCUCCACCUUAAUCGAUCCCGUGCCCCUCUCAAUGCCCUCGAUCCUCGUCAACCCCAGGUCAAGCAACUCAGCAUCCCACACUCUGGCCAAUCGUGCCAUCAAGCCUCCUCCUUCCGCUUCAUCCACGUCCUCCUCACACCGUCACAUCGGCCGGCGCAAGCUUCUACGCCGCAUCAAUUCAGCCCCUUCGUCGCACAACCCGCACGCCGUCGCCCGCCCACGAGCUGCAGACUACCUACCCUCACACUCUGGUCAAGAGAGAUACCGUGGUACAUUUCCCUCGCCUACGCCGCACUAUUUGCGCGAGGUGGGUAAGCAGGGAGAGAUCCGUGAUGCAAGGCAGGCUAGGGACUUGAGGGUCGAGUGGGAGCAGGGGCAGGAAGCUGCGCAACAGGGAAGGAGGGAGUUGAGGCCCGGGGACAAGGGAUUGGACGAUGCAAGAUCAGACUUGCCCCCGGAUAGUGGAUUGUUCACGAUGAGUAUCCAGGAGGCGCGCUUCUUUCUGCAUAGGAGAGCGGGCGUCACCAUCUCCAGGAGCGGGAGACCGCAUCAGCGCUCCAAUGAGGAGGCCUCGCCGCCGCCCCCGCCGGAACAGACUCCGAUGCAACACCUCAUCGACUGUCUCGAGAGAGAGUUUCAAGACUGGGCAGAUCAGGUCGUCUAUCUCCCCACUACCUCCACGGCAGUCGGCGGAAGCCUCACCUCUCAACCGACCAUUCUCGUCGAGGCGAGUGACGACGGCACUGCCUCCACUGCAUCUCGUGCUCGAGUCGAGGAACAUCAGCGUCUACCUCAAUCUCUAGUCCUCUGCGUGCCAGACGCGUUCGAUCGUCUGGCGGUGCACUGUCUCGCAAGAGUCUGGGGUAUGAGGAGCUUUUCCAAGCCCGCGCCCAAUAGCGGUGAGGAAGGGACAAAGUUGACGUGGAUCUUGAAGCCUCCUCCGAGUAAGACGACGAUGCAGAAGAUGCGGGAAGAGCACAGGCAGAGACAGCGUGAGGGAGGCGCUCCCUUUGGUUCCCUUUCUGCACCGAAUCCUGCCGGAGCUAUGCCAGUCGGCAUCGUCUCCCGCUCGCAAGGAGGCCUCGAGACGCCGCCCACCACGGACGUUGGCACCAGUGCGAGCGAGCUGGGCGACUCGUCCGAUGAUGAUGACGGGUGGAGCGUGUCUGAGGCUGACGCUGCGGACGAGACGGCGGGGAAUGCCACGCUGCAGCCCAGCGAAGGCGACGCUACGCUGGACAUCGUUGCCGAGGAGGGAGACGAGGAGGACGUCAGCGUCAGACGAACAACCAGCCAGCUCGCGACGGUCACAAUCGCCGACGAGCAUGACGGCUAUGCUGGCAGCGGGGAGAGUGCGCCUGGUACAGACGACGAAGAAGCUUAUGACUAUGCUGCAGACGAUGACGACGGCAGUGCUCCAGCAUCACCGCGGCUGCACGCUGGAUAGACCUGUAGAUGAUCGCAAUGCAUAGAGAAGACGGUGCGGAACUGCACAAGGAUAUCAAAGGGAAG
Molecule: messenger RNA, 1662 nt
Organism: Jaminaea rosea
Lineage: Eukaryota; Fungi; Basidiomycota; Exobasidiomycetes; Microstromatales
Exons: 1
Coding region: 98-1597 (499 amino acids)
Source: RefSeq, a predicted model, not a curated record